AGGAUAGAGUAAUACUAGUGGUUUUGUGGUGUUCAUCACCUAUCACACGCAGCUGCUCAGGUGCAUGAACGUAUCAUGAGUUUCGCAGAGGGGUAUGAGACGAAGGGUUAUAUUGAUAUCAAUCGGUCGAGUGUCUGCUUUAAAUUCGGUAGUCAAACUUUGUUCUUGCAUUGUUGCUCUGAUGUUAGUCCGGGAUCUUGAUCUGUUGUGGGCGUGCGUUUUAUACACUGUAUUUGCUAUGCGUAUCGUAUGUAGUAGGCUGUAUUGUGUAGCGACAAACGAGGGAAGACUGAAGCAAUUACAUUGUACGAGUAGCGGUGUAUGAGCUGGAGGACCAUAAAGUAGCAUGCGUAGUAACCUGAGGC
This is a messenger RNA of Suillus subaureus, 365 nucleotides long. RefSeq lists its product as uncharacterized. The coding region runs from base 95 to 325 and encodes 76 amino acids. The record is from RefSeq and is a predicted model, not a curated record. Lineage: Eukaryota; Fungi; Basidiomycota; Agaricomycetes; Boletales; Suillaceae. The transcript has 2 exons.